ACUCUUUUUUUUUUCUUGUCAUCAUUAUAAUGUCUUCUCCUCUUACUUAUUCUACUUUUGAUAGUAUUCAAGACUCUGUUUCAUAUCUUCGUGUAAACUUUGACACUGGUAAAGCACGACCUCUGUCUUUCCGAAAAUUGCAAAUUCAACAACUUUAUGAUCUUGUUAAAGAUAAUGAAGAACGCAUUUAUGAAGCCUUGGCAAAGGAUAUGAAUAAACCUCGUAGUGAAGCUCUUAGUGGUGAUAUUGCUCCUGUUCUCGAAGAAUGUUUAUACUUUUUAGACAAUCUUGAUCGUUUAGCUAAAGAAGAAAAAGUCAAACCUCGUCUUGGCAUGCAUGCUAUGGACACUGUCAAGGUGCGUAGAGAUCCUCUUGGUGUGGUACUUAUUAUUGGCUGCUGGAAUUAUCCUGUUCAAUUAUCCCUUGUUCCAUUAGUGGGUGCUAUUGCUGCUGGUAACGCUGUUGUACUCAAGUUAUCUGAAAUAUCUUCCUAUACUGCUGCUUUACUUACUGAAUUGAUCCCUCGUUAUCUCAACAAUGCUCUUUAUCGUGUGGUUAAUGGUGCUGUGGAAGAAACUACUUUUUUGUUGACUCAAAAAUUUGAUCAUAUAUUUUAUACUGGUAGUCCUAAUGUGGGUAAAAUCGUUAUGGCUGCUGCUUCUAAACAUUUAACUGGCGUUACCUUGGAAUUGGGGGGAAAAUCUCCUGCGGUCAUUACUGAAGAUGCUGAUAUACAACUGGUAGCCAAUCGUAUUGCUUUUGGUAAAUUCUACAACUGUGGUCAAAUUUGUAUUGCUGUUGAUUAUGUUCUUUGUCCUGCCGCUCGUCUGGAUGAAUUUACUAAUGCUUUCCGAAAGACAAUCAAGGAAUGGUUCGGUGAAAAUCCCAAAAACUCCAAGGAUUAUGCUCGACUUGUGUCUGUGCGUCACGUGGAUCGUAUUGCUGGUAUUAUUGAAAAUCGAAAAUCUGGAGGUAUUGUUUUUGGUGGUGAUGUUGAUCGUGAUUCCCGGUAUAUUGCUCCUACUUUAAUCACGGAUGUCAAAUUUAAUGAUGAUGUUUUGAUGGGUGAAGAAAUCUUUGGUCCUGUACUUCCUGUUAUUACCUAUAAUAAUUUGGAUGAAGCCAUCACUCUGAUCAAGAAAAAUCCUCCUCCUCUUGUGUUAUAUAUUUUUAGCAAGAAACAAAAGCUUAUUGAACAAGUCUUACAAAACACUCAAUCUGGAGGUGUCUGUGUUAACGAUACAUUGAUGCAUCAAGCUGAAUACGCAUUACCAUUUGGUGGUGUUGGUAACUCUGGUGUAGGCAACUACCAUGGUCAUCGUUCUUUCAAUACCUUUACUCAUGAACGUGCCAUCUUGCAAAAGAAACAAAAACUUGAAUUUAUCAACAAGGUUCGUUAUCCUCCUUACAACUCUUCUCGGGAUGCUAUUCUUCGCAACUUUAUGGUGACCCAUCCUUAUAUUGUGUAUCUUAAACGAAACCGUGGUCCUAUUAAGACUAUUCUUAUCUUGAUCUUCUUAUUCCUUGUCUAUUUGAAGAAACGGGCUUAAGCUGGCUAGGCUUUUUUUUAUAUUUUUUUUUUAUUUGAUCUUGUAGUUAUACUUUAUUUUUUAUAUGACCUCUUUCUCUUUCUCAUUACUUGUAACUUAUUUGAAUACAAAUGAAUAAAAAAAAUUUGGGUGACAUAGUGAAUCCAUUCUUUUUUUAUUUUAUUUUAUUUUUUUAUCUUCCUUCUCUAUAUUCAUUGUCUCAUUAUCAUCAUACAAAUAUCA
Molecule: messenger RNA, 1772 nt
Organism: Halteromyces radiatus
Lineage: Eukaryota; Fungi; Mucoromycota; Mucoromycetes; Mucorales; Cunninghamellaceae
Product: Aldehyde/histidinol dehydrogenase
Exons: 8
Coding region: 30-1550 (506 amino acids)
Biological process (GO): aldehyde metabolic process
Cellular component (GO): cytoplasm
Molecular function (GO): aldehyde dehydrogenase (NAD+) activity
Source: RefSeq, a predicted model, not a curated record